This is a messenger RNA of Daldinia childiae, 1236 nucleotides long. RefSeq names its product putative epoxide hydrolase. The transcript has 4 exons. The coding region runs from base 1 to 1236 and encodes 411 amino acids. Gene Ontology annotation, molecular function: epoxide hydrolase activity. Gene Ontology annotation, biological process: epoxide metabolic process. Lineage: Eukaryota; Fungi; Ascomycota; Sordariomycetes; Xylariales; Hypoxylaceae. The record is from RefSeq and is a predicted model, not a curated record.
AUGAGCUCCCCUAACGAUGCAGUAGAGCCGUUCCGGAUUGCAGUACCGGACCAAGCUAUCGAGACGCUGAAGGCUAAGUUAGCGUUGACGACAUUCCCGCGAGAGACGAGUUUCUCGAAUGAUGGGGACUAUGGCGCACGGCUGAGCGAUGUGAAAAGACUGGCCACAGCGUGGAGGGACACGUUUGACUGGAGGGAGGCCGAGGCAAAGCUUAACGACACGUUACCGCAGUUUACGACCAGGAUCGCAGUUGAUGGCCACGAGGACGAUUUGAAAAUCCAUUUUGUGCAUGCAAAGAGCGAGAGGAAAGAUGCGAUCCCAUUGUUGUUUUGUCAUGGAUGGCCGGGUAGCUUCAUCGAAGUCAUCAAGAUACUACCGCUCUUGACAACCAGGGCCGGAGAAGACGAGCCAACUUUCCACGUCGUAGCACCGUCGUUGCCGAACUAUGGCUUCUCGCAGGCGACCUCGAAGCCCGGGUUCGGGAUACCGCAACACGCCGAGGUGUGCCACAAACUCAUGCUCCGGCUCGGAUACAACAAAUACGUAACACAAGGCGGCGACUGGGGAUGCAUGAUCACACGCGCCAUGGGCGCAAAAUACCCCACGCACAUAGAAGCCUCGCACCUAAACUUCAUCCUAGCCUCUCCGCCCAGCCCGCUCUCCUCCCCGCUCCUCUGCCUACAACACGCCUUGGGGUUAUACACGGCCGCCGAGAAAGCCGGGCUGGCACGCACCCUAUGGUUCCAAGAGAACGGCAGCGCGUACGCACGCAUCCACGGCACCAAGCCGCACACCCCGGGGUUCGCGCUCGCCGACAGCCCCGUCGGCCUGCUCGCCUGGAUAUACGAGAAGCUGGUUGACUGGACCGACGCCUACCCCUGGACCGACGAGGAAGUGCUGACUUGGGUUGGCAUCUACGCCUUUAGCGAGGCCGGCGCGGAUGCUAGUAUAAGGCUGUACUACGAGGCCAUGCAUCAGAAGGAUAUGAUUGCGGCAGGAAACGGGAUCGCGUCUAUCCAAUCGUGGAAUGGGAAAGUCCCGUUAGGAUUAUCAUAUUUCCCUAUGGACGUGGCGGUGCUGCCGAGUUCGUGGGGGAGGACGUUGGGACCGGUGGUAUUUGAGAAGAGACAUGAGAAAGGGGGACAUUUUGCUUCGUUCGAGAAGCCUGAUGAGCUGGUUGCUGAUCUCCGAACGAUGUUUGGGAAGAGCGGGAUUGGAGCGAAAUUACGAUUCUGA